Messenger RNA from Solenopsis invicta (red fire ant), 7329 nucleotides. RefSeq lists its product as uncharacterized. The record is from RefSeq and is a predicted model, not a curated record. Bases 657 to 6425 code for a protein of 1922 amino acids. Gene Ontology annotation, biological process: response to oxidative stress. The transcript is spliced from 13 exons. Gene Ontology annotation, molecular function: heme binding; peroxidase activity. Lineage: Eukaryota; Metazoa; Arthropoda; Insecta; Hymenoptera; Formicidae.
AUAGUCGUGCGAAGGAGUCAAGACCGAAUAGUCGGGGAUGAGAUUUCAAAUGCGCAAAUUUUUCAUCGAACGAAUUCCUAAAUGUACCUGUGCGAAACACGGACGAUCGAUCGACAGGGACAAUCGGACAAUGCCAAGAUCAUCUAUUUUGCAACUCGCUAUUAACUUCUUCGCGAGUUAGCCGGAUUUCGGUCAUCUCGAUACCUAUCGUCCUCAUCCCCUCCAAACGAGGACGAUGUGGACAACAAGGGCGACAAAGAGGACGACUUGAACAACGUGACGGCGACGCCGCGACGGCGAGGACGCCGACGACAAACGACCGGCACGACGCGGAGGAAGAAGAAGAAAAGAGAGACGAGUGUUCGGUGAAGCCUACCGACCGGCUAUUUGGAACACGGCCGAUCAGUUCCUUCGGCGCCUUCGCACCGUGGACGCGGACACACGGACGUCCUUUGUCGCCGAUUUCGAACGCGCGCGCCUCUGUCCCGGACCGGAAUCGAAACGUCGAGGAAAUCCGCGAAAAUUCGCGCGACGCGUCGUUUUUCCGAUUACUUUGCGCUAACCAACGCAAAAGGAUUAAUUGACCUUUAAAAAUCCGCCGCGAAAAAGUGAAAUUGACCAAGGAAAAUGUUUCGUGAGAUAGUUUGGAACUGUUCAUGAUUAAGUCUGGAAUCGACCGAUACGUUUUAAAAGAAUCCACUAGCGCGAAGAAAGUCCUCGACAACAGCGCGAGAAGAUAUCAGCACAAUGUCGGAGGGUUGCACGAGUUGCAGAGGCGCGAAUUACGCGAGUGGUACUUUGCAGUUAGGCGCGAGUGCCGGUGGCAAUACCGGAAGCUCGUCGUCCACGUCUGGGACGACCUGUACAACCACGAGGAGAGUUCAGGUCCGCGCAAAAGUGUUAUAUGGCACGGGCAAAGCGAUAGCGAGCUUGCAAGCACAGGAGAAAGCGGCCAGACACUGAUGAGCAUCAUCCUUUCUUCCCUCUCCUGCGCACUGUCAUCGAAACCGAGGGAAGCGAACGAUAAAGCAGAAUCUCACACCAAAAGCCAAACGUCAAAUCACCAAGUAAGAAUUUCCGACAAACACGAGCAAUCGUUUUUCGCAUCAACGAACGCUCCGGAGAGGCGAGUAAAUAUUUCAUCGGACUACAAUCCUUUAACCCCAGAGAUCCAAGAAAGCAACGCAAAUACUUGGUAUCCUGUCGAAGCAACGCGCUUGAAAUACGUAGUACAGACGUUGCUAACGAAAGAGAUAGAAGAGGUAGCAGCGGAUGUGUUACAGUCGAGAGAUUCCGACGGAAUCACGUACAUUCCCGCGAAAGAGACGAAUCAGACGAGAGAUGGUAUCCGACAUGAAUUUUUGAACGCAUCGCGCAUUUCUGAAAGCACUUUGGUAACAGAACCAGUGGCAAGAGAAAAAGAAGAUGAAGAAAUCAAAAAGACGGAAGAUGAACUCGACGAGAAAUCUUGGGCCAAAUCGCUGAAUAAUGCGAGUGUCAAAACUAACGUUUUCAAUGGGAAAAAUAACAACACUCUGCAACAAGUGAAGUUUCUUCAAAAACGAAACGAUGGCGUCCAAGCGAAUCAAGAUUCUAACGUCGAUGAUAUUUCGAAGGUGAAAAGUCACUCCGCUGAAAAGUCGGAGGACGAUAUCUCGAUUCAAAAGAUCAAUGUGAUCGCGGAAACGCAAAACGCUGAAUCGAAAGCCAGUGAUCAGUCUCUGGAGAACUGGAAAUCUGUGGAAGACGGCUUGAUAGAAGCCGCAACUUUUGGAUUACAAGAAAUGUACAAUCUUUAUCUGAUUCAGGAACCUAAAUUAUAUUCUAUGGGUCUUUAUUUGGAGAACGAUAAUCCAGCGAGAUACCUGGCGGCGUUUAACGAUCAGUCAGAGGAAGCGAGAGAUCUCGCGAUAUUCGGGUAUGCGGUCCUUCAAGGUACCACAAUGUUCUUAAAAAAGUUUCCUAAUGCAUCAUUCGAGUUACCUUUAUUCCGAAGUAAGCUUACUCGAAGAACCUCUUUGGACCAACAAUGUCCUCGAAGAGACCCACCUCAAUGUCCACGGGCUAGCCUAAGAUACAGAACGUCUGACGGCAGCUGUAAUAAUUUGCAGAAUCUCUGGUGGGGUUCUGCGAUGUCCGCAAUGCAGAGACUUCUUCCACCGGAAUAUCACGAUGGUGUUCAAAGCGUUAGGAGGUCGAAAAACGGAAGGCCACUCCCAAGUGCACGAGAUAUCACAAGUACAAUCCACGAAAACAAAGAUGUACCACUAGCUUCCAUUACUCACAUGCUAAUGCAAUGGGGACAAUUUGUAGAUCACGAUUUGACAGCAACCGGUCAAAGCAGAGGAUUUAAUGGCACAAUACCACAAUGUUGUUUAAAAGGAGGUAUUGGUUUUCAACCACCAGAAUUCAUGCAUCCGGACUGUCUUCCGAUAGCAGUAAAUCUGCGCGACAAUUUCUAUGGUCCUCUGGGCGUAAGGUGUCUGGAAUUCCUCAGAAGCGGACCAGCUCCUAAAGAGAGCUGUGAAUUUGGCCCGAGAGAACAACUGACUCAGGUGACCAGUUAUCUAGAUGCCUCUAUGGUUUACAGUAGUAACGCCAUGCACAGUGAUAGUCUGAGAAUAUUUCGGAAUGGCUUACUGCAAUACGGAAGAAUACAGUUGCGAAGACCUUCGCUUUUGAAACGAGAAUCGGAUUUGUGCAAACGAGGGUCUUUGUCUAUGACUUGUUUUCGGGCUGGCGACGGACGUCUAAGCGAGCAACCUGCUCUCACGUCCCUGCACGUCGUCUUUUUAAGAUUGCAUAACAGGAUAGCCACGGAACUAUCCACCCUCAACUCCCAUUGGAGCGACGAGAAACUUUUUCAAGAAACUCGAAGGAUCGUCGGCGCGGUGGUACAACAUAUAACUUAUCGAGAGUUCCUACCGAUCGUUCUUGGCCCUCAGGUGAUGAAAAUCUUUGAUCUCGAACUUGUUAAAAAAGGUUACUACGAAGGGUACGAUCCAAAGGUAAAUCCUACCAUUGCGAAUUCAUUUUCUACAGCAGCUUAUCGAUUUGGACACUCAUUGGUCCAGCACAGUUUUAUUAGGUUUAACAGCGAUCACAGGCCCAUUUUUAACAACGUUUCGAUCCACGAUGAAUUCAGAAAUCCUGCAAACUUGGAAACGGCAGGAUCCGUCGAUCGUCUUCUGCUAGGCCUAGUGAAUCAACCAUGCCAGAGGCGAGACGAAUUCAUAAGCGAAGAAAUGACAAAUCAUCUUUUUCAAACACCGAGUUUCGCAUUCGGCAUGGAUUUAGCCUCCAUUAAUAUUCAACGAGGCAGAGAUCACGGUUUACCACCUUACGUGCGAUGGCGCGAGCCUUGCGGCCUAUCUCCGAUAAAGACUUUUGAGGAUCUUGAUAGAGUAAUGUCGCCAAGUGCUUCGAAUAAAUUUAAAUUAUUGUACUCGUCGGUAGAAGAUAUCGAUCUCUUUUCGGCCGGUUUGGCAGAGAAAUCGGUUGUUGGCGGUCUGGUCGGUCCGACUUUCGCCUGUAUAAUCGCUCAACAAUUCAGCAAUCUGCGACGUGGCGAUCGAUUCUGGUAUGAGAAUCCCGAUAGCGAAAGCAGCUUCACCAUUGGUCAGUUGCAACAGAUCAGACAAAUUACUUUGGCUCAAGUAUUAUGCCGAACAAUGGAUGGCAUCCAGACUAUACAACCGUUCGUUUUCCUCGCGACGGAUACGCUGAAGAAUCGACGUCUCUCUUGCGAUGAUUCAACCAUUGGACAUCUGAACCUCGAACUCUGGGCCGAACGGCCAUCUGAAUUCAAGAGCAACGUCAACAACUCGCAGAAAGCUAAACGAACAGCGACUGAUACAAACAGUCCUGUUUCUAAGUUAAAAGAAGAAAAUAUCAAUCUUAGGAAAAAAGUCUAUCAUUCCGUACAUUCUACAACUCGAAAACCUUUCGAGAACAGCGUUAACCAAGAGAACAAAGUCAUAGUGAAGAGACCAUUCGGGCGUCCAGACAAUAACAACGUUACGAUCGUAGUUCAAAACAAUGCUGUAAAUGCGCCAGUUUUCGUAAAUGAAGGUAUUUACGGUUCGAUUAUCAAAAUAAAGGAACAGCUUCCAGUCAGGCCUAACUCGAAUCUUAACAAUCCUCUAUUAAGUUCCCCGUUUCGACCACAAGGGAAACCGAUACCGACGACUAUUCCUCAUUUACCGAGUUCUUUAGCAGGUCAUCCGUAUGUUCCCUAUGCUUUCAACGAUCCUCAUAAUCCGAAUCCACUAAUUUAUGGAUACAGAUCUCCUGCCUAUGCGCAAGAUGACGUUUUUUACGACAAUUACUCUGCCACUAGUCCCAGGCCUACUCUCUAUACAUAUUACACAAAUUUCCAGCAGGCAUCUACUACUAAAAAGCCAGAAGUCGACGGUUAUUUGAUCAAUUACGGAUUUCUGUCAGCACAUACUCAUGAAUCACCUAAGCCUCCAGACAAUUUUGGACACUACGAAUUGCACGAUGAACAUAAACCAUCACAGAAACCGAAUUACGGUGGUCCUGAAUCGACAAACGUGCAGUUUACCAGGCCAAAUUAUGCCUCAAGUAUUGAAUUUUAUUCACAUAGACCAAAUUAUAAUGAACAUAGACCUUCAACGACUACACGGCCAAAUUUCCGACCGAAUUAUGCAUCGAAUGAUGAAUCUCAUCAUGUACACAGACCAAAUUAUGAUGGCUAUAAACCUUCAACAACCACACGACCAAAUUCCCGACCGAUUUAUGUAAUAAAUAAUGAGUCUCAUCAUACGCAUAGACCAAGUUACGAUGGGCAUAGACCUGCAACGAUUACGCGGCCGAAUUUUCAAUCAAACGACAAAUUAUAUUUUGAAUCAGAUUAUAAUCAACCUCAGGGUAACUCGCGACCAAACUAUGAUUUACAUCAUGUACAGAAAACAAUUUAUAAUGAAUUUACAUCCUCAACAAACUUUCGACCGAAUCAAGACUCAUACGGCACACAAAAACCAAGCGGUACUGGAAAUUUACAUUUACAAAAUAAUGAUUUGAUUAACAGACCAAAUGGAGGUUAUUCUAUCGCUAAUCCUAAUAAAUCACAACAUCACGGACAAUGGAAUUCGAACGAUUAUCAAAAGAGACCUAGCGAAAAACCGUAUGAUGACGACGAUCCUGAUGCGUAUCAGAAAAAGUCAAACAUAAAGCCACAAAGUUAUAGCACUGAUAAUUCCUAUCAAACAUCGACUACUAGACCAAAUAAUGAAUAUAAUUCUCAAUUUUGGAAAAAAGAUUCGCUGCAUUCUAUCAAGCAUCCCGGGCAAAGUGGACUUUAUGGAUCUGUUCCGAAUUUUGGAACGAAUGUACCUUCUUACGAAAAAGAUGCGUUUACAUAUUCCAGUACUUCGUCUUCUACAAAUAAUUACGAUCGAUACUCCGAUGCUACUCCAGUUUAUCAAAAAAUAUUGUCGUCUACUCAAAACAGUUGGACGGAUGUCUCAUCCUACGUAAAAACAAGCAGUACUCAAUCUCCUUUUAGCAAAGAUCGAUUUUAUACUUUACUUCUGUCUUCUCAGAAACCAACAAAUCAGCCAAUCUAUCAGAAAAAUAAUCAAUCAAAAUCAUCUUCAAAAACAUCAGUCGACAAACCCUCUGUUGCUAUGGAUGCAUACGAAAAUGAUUCUUAUAAAAGUUCCACAAAACUAUCCAAUUUAAAUGACCAAUUAUUAUCGAGCACUGCGUAUUGGUCAGAAACUUCAACGAUUGGUCAAAUAUAUAAACAAGAAGAAAAUUUCAAUCCUAAACCAACAAAGGUACAAAGCGUUACAAUCGUCAGCGAAACAAUCGGAACGGUCCACCAUCCUGGUCAUUCCGGAUAUAUAUCUCAACACAAAGUUACUAGCGAAAUUCCAAGACCAUUGACACAACAUAUAAAGAGCAAUGCACCAAUUACCAAGAAAGCUGGACAGUAUUACUACGAGAGGAAUGUGUUGUAUCGAUAUCCCGGCGAAAUAGUCGAACAAAUUCCUAAAAGUAAUCUCUACUUGGAGAAACGUGAGGAAACACUCGUUCAAGAUCGAGAAACGACAUCUGAGAAGAUUGCAGUAAAAGAAUCAGAUAUUGAUAAUCCUGUAACAAACCCUAAAGUGAUUCAAAGCGACAAAAAUAAAUUGACACCUACGCCGCCGAUCGCUGAUCACGAGCAUAAUCGCAAAGAUGACGUAGUGGACGACCUCCAACAGACUUCAACAGCUUUCUCGGCAGACAUCGAAAGUGUCGCACCAACUGACGUUCCUAACAGAAUAACUCAUUGGGUGAAUUUGCAAGAAUAUCUGAAUUUAUCGACAAUGUUGGAAAUGUCUACAGUUCCAUCGAAUGAAUCUGCGAGUGCCAAGGAAUUACCUAAGCCCAUUAAAUCGCGAAGUCACGCUACUUAAAGUUCUACGCUUCUUAAUUCAUCCUCAGUACUUUCGAUUCUUUCGAUUCCCAAAUGAAAUGGAAACGGUUUCAGAAUUACUUUACUUAUUAUUGAAUAUCGUCUAAUUCGUUUACGAUUUUAAAAAAGUACAUCAAUUUUAAUCCAACUGUAUACAUAUAUAAAUUAUGGAAUAUUUAUUUUAUAUCUUAGGUUUUAUUCUUAUUUAGUAAAUAUAUAUUAUCACAUUUAAUAAAGUAUCUAUAUCUUUAAUAUCUUUACAUGUUAAUGUUUCAAAGUAAUUAUUUACAGGCUUUUUUAUGUAAAAUAUCAUCAUAAUUUUAUUAUGUCACUUUUAAAUCAUCUUAAAUGAACAACUCUGAAUAUUUACAAACUUGACUUUGCUUUACUGAUAAUAUACCUGAUUUAAGAAACUCAUUCAUAAUAAAAAUAGUAUAAAAGAAUUAAAAUCAUGCAUCAAAUACGUGUGUGUGUGUGUGUGUGUGUGUGUGUGUGUGUGUGCGUGUGCGCGUGCGCGUGUGUGUGUGUGUGUGUGUAUGUAUACACACACAUAUAUUGGUAGUGCUGUACUUAUAAUUGUGUCAUCAGUGAUUAUUCACUAUUUUUCAGUGAUUCUGAUUAAAAAAAGAGUAUUCUCCCUGAAAAUACAUCGAAUGUUACUGAAAAACAGUGCAUGUAUUAUAUUACUGAAUAAAAUGGUUACAAGUAUAUCACUGAAAAUAGACUAUUUACUGUCUUUCAGUAAAUAAUACACUGAUUCCAAUUUAAAAAUCUUCUACUUUUGUUAAUUAUAUAUCAAUUAAUAAAUUGUCAAAUUAAUUCACUCACCGAUUGUUGUUACUGCUGCUGCUGCUACUGCAUUCUCUUUCCACAAAUUCUGCAAAUAUAAUAAAUAUAUUUAUUCA